AUGACUGAAAUAUUUUUAAAUAGUUUCACUGAUAAGGAAAAUAAAAAAAAGAAACAAAUUUUCAUCGCUCAAGAACAUCAACCUCAACAAUUAUCAUCUGAAAAUCCUCAACCACUUCAACAUAAAGAUGUUCAUGAAGAAUUAGUAUUAGAAAAUGAAUGGUCAUUUUGGGAAGAUCAUUACACAAAUAAUAAUAAUUCAGUUGCCUCAAUUGAUGAAUAUUUAAAUGCAUUAACUCAAUUAAAUUCAUUUUCAACAAUUCAAGCUUUUUGGAAUUGUUUCAAUAUAAUCCCAAGUUUAUCCAAAUUACCAAAUAAUUCAUGCUUUCAUCUAUUUAAAAAAGGAACACGUCCAAUUUGGGAAGAGAAUCAAGAUGGUGGUGAAUUUGUAAUGAAGGUUAAAAAACACCAAACAGAUGAAGUUUGGAAUGAAUUGGUUUUAUCCGUUAUUGGUGAACAAUUUAGUUCAUAUUUACAAGAUAAUGAUGAUAUUUGUGGAAUUUCAAUUAGAAAGAAACAAGGAAUGGAUUUCAACAUGAUUCAUAUUUGGAAUAAAAAUGUUAAAGGUAAAGAACACAUUCCAAGAGCAAUUAAACAUUUAUUCCCAAUUCUAUUAGAUGAAUGUAUCCAUAGUUAUUAUAAAGAACAUGGUGGUGUUAAAAAUCAACAACAACAACAACUACAACAAUCACCACAACAACUUCAACAACUACAACAACAACAACAACAACAAUUACAAUCAAAUACUGGUGGUAGUCGUUUAACACAAUUAAGAAAUAUGAAUAAAUCAACAUCAGUUUUAAAACCAACUGCCAAUGCAUUUGUCCCUCGUAAGAGUGUUCGUUUCAAUUUAUCAAAAUCAAAAUCUGAAUCAACAAUUGCAAGUCCAAAACAAAGUAAAAAAGUUGAAAAAUCAGCAAUGAAACAUCAUCCACAAUUUCCAUCUCAUACCUUGGGUGUAGUUGAACAAUCACCAAUGCAAAUUGAUGUUAAACCUAUUCUUUCAAAACGUACUGCAAAUAUUCCUCUUUCAUUUGAUACAAUUAAAGAUUUAAAACCAAAAGAAUUAAAUUAUCAAAAAUUAAGUAAAGAAGAUCAAAACAUUGUUGAUGAAUUAGAUAGUCAAAUGGAAAAAGAAGAAGAACAAGAAAUUCAAAAACAAUUAGAAAAAGAAAUUGAAACCGAAAUUAAAAAGAGAAGACAAGAAGAAAGUGAACAAGAAGAAGAAGAAGAACAAGAAGAAGAACAAGAAGAAGAACAAGAAGAAGAACAGGAAGAAGAACAGGAAGAAGAACAAGAAGAACAAGAAGAUAAUGAUGAAGAAUUUGGUGAACAACAAAUUGAAAAAGAAAAUGAACAAGGUAUUAUCGAUCAAUUAGAACAAGAAAUUGAAAGAAUUGAAGAACAAAAAUUACAAAAACAAUUGGAAAAAGAAAUUGAAAAUGAAAUUUUAAAAAGAAGAAUUCUUGAUGAAAGUGAACAAGAAGAUCAAGAAUUUGAUGGUGAUGAUAAUGAUGUAAUGGUUCCUCAAUUAUUAAAUAAUAAUAUAAUGAAUGAUGAAGUUGUACCAGAGGAAGAGGAAGAAGAAGAACCAGAAGAAGAAGAAGAAGAAGAAGAAGAAAAUGAAGAACCAGAAGAAGAACCAAAGGAAGAAGAAGAAGAGGAAUUAAAACCAAAGAUUUCAUUCUCAUUUGAUCCAGUUGAAGAAAAUGAUAAAUUAAAUCAUUUGAAUGAAUUCGAUCUAUCAGAUCAAGUUGAAAAGGAAUUAAAACAAGAGAAUGAAUUAAAAGAAGCAAAAUCAUUAAUUGAUGAUGAUUUAGUUCAAGAUGAGAAUGAAAUUGAAGAGAAAUUGGAAAAUGAAAAAGAAUUAAACAAUAAUCAAGAAAAGAAAUUCAAUAAACAAGAAUUUGAAGAGGAAAUGGAUAAAGAAAUAGAUGAAAUCAUUGAUGAAUUAUCCGAUAGUGAAGUGGAAGAAGAACUCAAUGAACAAAUCGAUGAUUGGGAGAAUCAAUUGGGUGUUGAUGAUCCAAAUCAUGAGAUUCGUGAUGGUUUCAAAAAAGAAUUUAAUGAUGAAUUAAAAGAAUAUCUCAGAGAAGAUAUUAAAGAAUCUGUUAAAGAUGAAGUUCAUAGACUUGCAAAUGCUCAUGAAGAAAAUCCAACAAUUUCAACUCCACCAUUCACUAGUAAAUUCAAUAAUACUACUACAAGUAGUAAUAAUAAUAAUAACAGCAGUAAUAACAACAAUAAUAAUAAUAAUAACAACAAUAACAACUCUGCCACCACUGCCUCUUCAACUGCUUCUAGUGCUCCAAAUGAACCAAUUGAACAACAUCGUGUUAACUCAAGUAAUUCAACCACAACUACAUCAACAACUGACUCUAGUGGUAAUCCAUUAUUAGAUACAUUAUCUGAUAUUCCAACCAUUGAAGAAAGUUGGGAUUAG
Dictyostelium discoideum AX4 is the source of this 2442-nucleotide messenger RNA. It is a transcript of the gene eIF4e3, whose product is annotated as eukaryotic translation initiation factor 4E member 3. NCBI's taxonomy places the organism in Eukaryota, Evosea, Eumycetozoa, Dictyosteliales, Dictyosteliaceae. The transcript is spliced from 3 exons. Gene Ontology annotation, biological process: translational initiation. Gene Ontology annotation, molecular function: translation initiation factor activity; RNA binding. The record is from RefSeq and is a predicted model, not a curated record. Bases 1 to 2442 code for a protein of 813 amino acids.